Molecule: messenger RNA, 633 nt
Organism: Conger conger (European conger)
Lineage: Eukaryota; Metazoa; Chordata; Actinopteri; Anguilliformes; Congridae
Product: beta-crystallin B1-like
Exons: 5
Coding region: 1-633 (210 amino acids)
Biological process (GO): lens development in camera-type eye; visual perception
Molecular function (GO): structural constituent of eye lens
Source: RefSeq, a predicted model, not a curated record
AUGUCUCACUCCGCAGCUCAGGGCAGCAUCGGCAGCCACUCCUCUGGAGCAGGACUACGCUCUCACAGAAUGUGUGUCUUCGAAUUCGAGAACUUCCAAGGUCGCAGGAUGGAUAUCAACGGAGAGUGCCGGAACUUGUGUGAACGUGGCUUUGACAGAGUCGGGUCGAUCAGGGUCGAGUGCGGACCCUGGGUGGGGUUCGAGCACCAGAACCUGGCAGGAGAGAUGUUCAUGCUGGAGAAGGGGGAGUACCCCCGCUGGGACACCUGGUCCAAUAGCUACCGCUGCGAUCGCCUGAUGUCCGUCCGGCCUGUCCGCAUGGACCCCCAGGACCAUAAGAUCUGCCUGUUUGAGUGUGUGAACUUCGAGGGCCGUAAGAUGGAGGUGUGUGAUGAGGACAUUCCCAGCCUGUGGUCCUACGGCUUCCAGGACCGCGUGGCCAGCCUCCAGGUCACUGGGGGAACGUGGGUAGGGUACCAGUACCCCGGUUACCGUGGCUACCAGUAUGUUUUCGAAUUCGGGCCUUACAAGCACUGGAACGAGUGGGGCGGGCACCACGCGCAGAUCCAGUCCAUACGGCGUGUGCGUGACAUGCAGACACAUCGCCGCGGUUGCUUCGAGAUGAGCGCGUAG